AUGGCUUUCAAUUUCCCUCAUCUUCUUAAACUUGACAAACGAAAGAGCUGCUUUGUUGCGGAAAGAAUUGGCUCUCAUAGGCUGAAGUGGGAUUGGAAAAGGAAACCCAACACUGUGAUUGAGCGUGAGGAGUUGGAUUUAUUAGUUAGGCUUGUGGAACGGGUGCAAUUUUCUUCAAAGCCUGAUAAAUGGAAGUCGAGAUUUUCGGGGGAUGGAGGUUUCUAUGUUCAUGACUUGCGUAGUGUGAUUGAGGAUUUGAAUGCCCCUGUUGUAUACAACCCAACGGUUUGGCCUAAGAUUGUUCCGCUAAAAGUUUCAAUUUUCGUUUGGCGUGCAUGUAUGGAUCGUAUCCCUACUGCGAUGGCUUUGGCGCGUAGAGGUGUGAAUGGUAUGUCGACUUCUUGUUUACUUUGUAACGUGGGAAGUGAUGAGACAAACCAUAUUCUUUUGCAUUGCCCUGUUGCUCGGGAUGCGCUGAUGUGGCUGCUUAAUUGGUGUAACAACCAACCGCCUGCUUUCAAUGGUGUUGGGGAACUUGUAAAAUUUGUUGGGUGUUGGGGUUCCUGCCCGAAAAGAAGGAAGAUCUUAAUCGCCUUAUGUUAUGGGUUCUUAUGGUGUGCGUGGAAGAUAAGGAACGAACGGAGGUUCAACGACACUUGUAGUUCGCAGUCAAAAUUGGCGGAUAAUGUUGUUUCUUUAGUGUUUGGUUGGGUGAAAUACAGGGGAAACUUUGAUAGUUGUAAAUGGGAAGAUAGGUGUAUUUCCCCUUUUAAUGUUUUGUAA
Molecule: messenger RNA, 783 nt
Organism: Lactuca saligna
Lineage: Eukaryota; Viridiplantae; Streptophyta; Magnoliopsida; Asterales; Asteraceae
Source: the annotation of a GenBank genome assembly